Messenger RNA from Pseudozyma flocculosa PF-1, 2046 nucleotides. RefSeq lists its product as uncharacterized. Gene Ontology annotation, cellular component: ESCRT-0 complex. Lineage: Eukaryota; Fungi; Basidiomycota; Ustilaginomycetes; Ustilaginales; Ustilaginaceae. The transcript is spliced from 3 exons. Bases 1 to 2046 code for a protein of 681 amino acids. Gene Ontology annotation, molecular function: phosphatidylinositol binding; ubiquitin binding. Gene Ontology annotation, biological process: protein transport to vacuole involved in ubiquitin-dependent protein catabolic process via the multivesicular body sorting pathway. The record is from RefSeq and is a predicted model, not a curated record.
AUGUUCGCGGCCAAGAACCCCUUCGAGGACGUCGUGAUCAAGGCCACCUCGGACGAGCUCACCUCCGAGGACUGGCAGCUCAACCUCGACAUCUGCGACCGCGUCUCGUCCGAGGGCGACACGGGCGCCCGCAACUGCGUCGCCGCCAUCCAGAAGCGCCUCAUCCACCGAAACGCAAACGUCCAGCUCUACGCCCUCACCCUCUCCGACACGCUCUCCAAGAACUGCGGCCUGCCCGUGCACCAGGAGCUCGCAAGCCGCUCUUUUACCCAGACCCUCUCCCGCAUCAGCCUCGACCGAAACACUCACGCCACCGUAAAGAAGCGCUGCCUCUCCCUCAUCAAGCAGUGGGCAAACGACUUUGAAGACGAAAGCCUCGACCUCAUGCGCGAGACCUACGACGCGCUCAAGCAGCAGAACGCCGACUUCGAGGACGAGCCCGAGCCAGAGAGACCCGAGCCCAGCUCCGAGCAGCUGAGGGCCGAGGAUGAAGAGCUCAGGCGCGUGCUGGAGCUCUCGGUCCAGGACCAGGGAGGACGCGGCCACUGGGUCGCCAGCCACCCGAGCGAGACGGCCGGUCAGUCUUCGUCAUCGUCGGCUGCCGCAGCAUCCGCACCCGCCGCCGCCGCCGCUGGUCCUUCUUCCUCUGCUCCGCACAACUACGUCGCGCCGGCUCAGGCGUCCUCGACCUCCGGCUACCCGCAGGCCUCGUCUUCCUCGUCGACCGCACCAGCCGCUGCUGCCGCCGCCACGCCUGUUGCGGCACCGCAGGCUGACGCUGCCCAGGCUGCCGGCACGCCCGCACCCGUCGCCUCGCGCGUCCGGGCGCUGUACGACUUCUCGCCCACCGAGCCUGGCGAGCUGGCCUUUAGCAAGGGCGACGUCAUCCGCGUCCUCGACUCGGUCUACGAGCAUUGGUGGCGGGGCGAGGUGCGCGGCGAGGCGGGCAUCUUCCCCGUCAACUACGUCGAGGUGCUGCCGGACCCGACGCCCGACGAGAUGCGCCGCGAGGCCGAGAUGGAGGCGCGCAUCUUUAGCCAGGCGGCCAACAUCGACCUGCUGCUGAGCAAGCUGCGCGGCCUCGACCCGGCGCGCGACAACCUCACCGAGGACGAGGAGCUGCAGGAGCUCUACCAGACGUCGCUGGCCAUGCGGCCCAAGAUUGUCAAGCUCAUCGACCGCUACAGCACCAAGAUCACAGAGCUCAAGGCCAUGAACGACAAGUUUGUGCGCGCACGCGGCACGUUUGACGAGAUGAUGGAGCAGAGCCUGGCCAGGUACAACCCGGGCGGGCAGUCGACCCAGGACUAUCUGCGCCCCCGCCCCGACUUUAUCCAGCACCCGUCUGCCGGCUCGAUCCCGACGCAGCAUGGCCAGCCCGACUACGGCAACCAGUACGGCGGCGGGCCCGCUUACGGCCAGCAGCCGCAGCAGUACGGCGGGGUGCCGCCCGCUGGCCAGCCGGCAGGCUACGGCCCGGGACCGCAAGCACAGCAGCAGCCACAGCAGCCGCAGCAGCAAAGCCAGGACGACUACGCGCAGUGGUACCAUGCCCAGCAACAGCAGCAACAGCCGCAAGGGCAACCUCAGCACCACGUUGCGCCUCCGCAGCAGCAGCCCUACGGCUCGCAGCCGCACCUGACGCCUUCCGGCCCCGUCAACGGGGGCGGUCCUUCGGCUGCCUCCUCGUCGACCGACGUGUCCGGAUACCAGCCUGGCGGACCUGGUGGGCCGUCGGGUUACGGCCUUGCGCCGCCGCAGGACGACGAAAAGCGUCGGCUCUACGAGCGAGCCCGCGCCGAGGGCGAGGCGUUCCAGCAGCAGUACUUUGCCAACGCCGGCGCCUCGGGCAGUGGCGCGGGCGCAGCUCCGGCUCCGCAGGCCUAUGGUGCACCGCAGCACGUCCAGUCGCCCUACCAGCCGCCGCAGCCGCCGCAGCCACCGCAGCAGCAGACGCAGCAGCAGGAUCCGACAGCUGCGCUCGCCCAGGGCGUGGCGGGCAUGCACGUCAACGGCGGCGCUGGCGCGGGCGCAGGCGGGUACUGA